Molecule: messenger RNA, 387 nt
Organism: Ostreococcus lucimarinus CCE9901
Lineage: Eukaryota; Viridiplantae; Chlorophyta; Mamiellophyceae; Mamiellales; Bathycoccaceae
Exons: 1
Molecular function (GO): protein-disulfide reductase activity
Source: RefSeq, a predicted model, not a curated record
UCGUGGGAGUUUCGUCUGCUGUACGACGGCGCGUGCCCGCUGUGCGUGCGCGAGGUGGAGAUGCUGCGCGCGAAAGACGGCGGGAAAGGGAACCUGGAUCUGGUGGACAUCGCGAGCGAUGAUUACGACGCGAAGGAGAACGCGGGGAUCGAGUACGCGGAGGCGAUGAAGACGAUUCACGGGCUGGACGCGGCGAAUAACGUGUACACGGGGGUGGAGGUGUUCGAAAAGGCGUACAAAGCGGUCGGAUUGGGGUACGUGUACGCGUUCACCAAGGUGCCGUUUUUGCUGAACGCGGCGAACAAGGUGUACGACGUGUGGGCAAAGUAUCGAUUGAACGUGACGUCGAGGGGGUCGCUCGCGGAACACCUGGCGGCGCGCAAGGCG